AUGAUCGGUCAAAUUCGAGUUCCUUUUGCUGAUGGCAUGACUGAGGGCCAAGGAUUCAACUCCUACCUGCAGCAAACUUGCGUGUACGAUGCCGUCACCGUAGACCCGACAGAUGGUCCAAACACACCUGUGGACAUAAGCUAUCAAUCUACUGAAAUCAACGACUACAACGAACUUCUGCAGACACUCGAUAUCAGUGCUGGUGCGGGAGUUUCAGGUUGGGGAACAGAAACUAAGAUUGACUCCAAGUUUCUGAACCGGACAGAGAUCAAGAAAAGUUUGCUCACCUAUGUAGUCAAGGUGGAUGCCCAGCGACAGCCGAGCGGAAGAUCCAAGUACACAUUUAACUGGAAAGAGUCCUCCGACCCUCAAGGCAAAUACGGCGACCGCUUCAUUUCCGAUUUUGUCAAGGGCGGGGCGCUCUUUGCCCGCGUUUCUAUCAUUACCAAUGAAAAUUCAACUUCUCAAGAGCUCAAGGUCGCAGCCAAGACCGCAUUCAAGGUCUACGGUGCCAACGUUGAGAUCACUUCCGAAAUCAACAAGGCCAUCCAGAAGAUUCAGAAAACCUCCGAAGUCAAGAUCUAUCUACAUUACGUUGGAACUCCGACCGAGAUGCAGCUAAGCGACGGGGCGGACAACGACAUGGUGCGCCUCAAACAGGUUGCGGACGCUUUUUACAAGAGCGCCCCAAAGCAGGGCUAUAGAAGAUUUGCGUUAUUGGAAAAGUAUACCAACAUUCCCAACUUCGAUAACGAAUUCCAGCCUCUUGAUUACACCGAAGCCGAAGAUCGCAGUUGGGCCAUAUUCAACGCCUUUACCAAGUGUCUGGUUAUUCAGAAUAUGAUUCGAGCAAUCGACUCGAGCCAUUAUACAAGUGGCAGAACCGGCCGUGAUAGGCUCGACACUAAAGUCAGUAAGCAACUGCAGGCCUACAGAAGCUGGGUAAAUGAAGUCAGCAAGAACCCCCAGAAGGCCGAAUCGCCGCCUGAGAACGACCCAGAAACUCUUCAGACCGAAGUAUUGCUUGCUGUCAAGAAAAAGACAUACAUCGCUCAAAGCAUUGUCAUGGCCAACAAUAUGAAAACCCACUUUAUUGAUGACUAUCAACACCCCAGGGCCAAACAGCUUUUCAGCUUCGAAGCCUACGAUUUUGACCAGGUUAUGGCAACCACGAAGGUCAUCUUUGGUAGAAGCUUUAGCGGUGAUAGGUAUAUUUGCCUGAUGGGACGAAAGUACAUCACCCCUGGGUACGAGCAAGUAAGCCAGCUGUGGGGUUUUGAAGAGAAUAUGAAGGAUAUUGUGGACGGGAAAGUAAUUGUUGACCCUAUUGUGGAGAUGGGAGUUAUAAAGCUGGGCCUUCAGGAUGCAACGCCGCGCCAUGAUGACGACUUCAGCUUUUAUGUCAAGAAGUCUUAG
This is a messenger RNA of Clonostachys byssicola, 1416 nucleotides long. The record is from the annotation of a GenBank genome assembly. Lineage: Eukaryota; Fungi; Ascomycota; Sordariomycetes; Hypocreales; Bionectriaceae.